This is a messenger RNA of Nomia melanderi (Alkali bee), 1991 nucleotides long. RefSeq names its product Transcriptional adapter 2A (gene Ada2a). Lineage: Eukaryota; Metazoa; Arthropoda; Insecta; Hymenoptera; Halictidae. Gene Ontology annotation, molecular function: transcription coactivator activity; nucleotide binding; protein binding. Gene Ontology annotation, cellular component: SAGA-type complex; nucleus; RNA polymerase complex. Gene Ontology annotation, biological process: chromatin remodeling; regulation of transcription by RNA polymerase II; DNA-templated transcription initiation. The record is from RefSeq and is a predicted model, not a curated record.
AAGAAUAUCCCAUUACACGAGACGUCUAGACGCAUUUUAAAUCUAUGUCAUAAGCACGCUUGUGGUCCGUUGAUAGUAAACAUUGAAGGAGAGAUUGUGUUGUUACAUUGUAUUUUUGUGAAAUCAUACAAGAAGAAGUAUGGCUAAUCCAAAUUUAACAGAUAUGACAGAAGAAGAUGCGGCUGAUUUGCAAUUUCCCAAAGACUGCUCAUCGAGUAGAACAGAAAAUAUCGAGAAUGAUAUAGAACUCGACGUGUCAGUCGUGAAGGAUGAAAUCAUUACUUCAGACCCAACAUGCCGCGUAUGCAAAUCUGCUUUGACGGAGCCUUACAUUCGUUGUGCGGUGUGUAACAACACGGAUUUGUGUCCUUCUUGUUUCUCCAGUGGAUCUGAAAUUGAUGAUCAUAAUAAUGAUCAUGAUUAUAUUAUUAUAAAGAAUGAAUUCCCUUUGAUCCAUGGAAGUGGUUGGACUGCUAAGCAAGAAUUAGAAUUUCUUGAUGUCUUACAGGAAUGUGGUUUUGGAAAUUGGGAAGACAUUUCAAAAAGAAUGCAAGGAAAGUCAGCUGAAGAAUGCAAAAAUCAUUAUAUUCAGCAUUAUAUCGAUAAUCAAAGUAUACCUGGUUUGCCAAAAAUUAAAGAAACAAAAAUAAGUUUAUUUGGUUGUGAUUCAAUACCUUAUUUACAUAAAUUGCAAGAUUUGGAAGAGCCACCGAGAUUUGCACCUAAUACUCUUAAUUGCAAGCUUUUGGCAGGUUAUAAUCCAGCAAGGUCAGAUUUUGAAGUAAAUUUUGACAAUCACGCAGAAUUAUUAAUUUCUGAUUUGAAUUAUAAUGAAUUUGAAUCAAAUGAUAAUUAUGAGCUAGGAAAAGCAUUACAAAUAGCUAUAGUGCAAGCAUAUAAUAAUCGAUUGAAAGAACGUAUGAGAAGGAGAAAAAUUAUACGUAACCAUGGUUUGAUUGCAUUUAGGAGAACUAUAUCUUGGAUACAAAGAUAUGAAUGCACAAUCACUAGAAUACUUGCAGAAAGAUUAUUAAUUUUUAUGCAAUUAAUAAAUGGUAUAGAGUUUGACUUCUUAAUGGAAGGAUUGCAUCGUGUGGGUGAACUUAAGAACUAUUUAAAUAAACUCUUUGAGUUUCGUAAUAAUGGUAUAAAACAUUUCCACAGUGUUGUGAUGUUUCAAAAACUAAGUAAACUUAGGCAAGAAAAUGAAAGAGAAAGAAAGCAAUAUUUGAAUAAUCCAGAAUAUAGUUGGAAGUCUAUAUUGCCUGGUUGUAACAUUAAUUUAACUAAUUCAAUAUCGAAUACAAUUUCACAACGAAAGACAGCGCCACCGCUUGCAAUAAAAGGUCUUCCUGGAUAUGAAAAGCUUACUGCUGUUGAAAGAGAACUUUGUUCAGUUACGCGUAUAGUUCCUGCUAACUACUUAGAUUUUAAGCAACUUUUGAUAGGGGAGAAUAAAAAGAAUGGUUAUCUUAGGUUAGCACAAGCUAGAGUUUUGCUUAAAAUUGAUGUAAAUAAAACACGUAAAAUCUAUGAUUUUCUUACAGAACAAGGAUAUAUAAAUAAACCAAGUCAAUGACAUACAUUUAAUUAAAAUAGUAAAAAUAUUUGAGUUUUACGAAUAUUUCAUACUUUGUGUGUAAUGCCAGUAUUGUGAUAUUAAAUGUUAAGAUUUGUACCUAUUAGCCCUUGAGAAAAUACAGAAUUUAUAUAAUUGACUGAAACUAAUAACACGAGUGUGCACUAUAGCUCAUAAGUGCUUACCCCUGUAAUUGUCUUCUUUACAAUAAAGAUUAUACAACUCCUUAUAAAUCAGUUUGAUUUUUAUACACUUAAGUACGAGCUAUAGUGCAUGUAAUACUGUACAAAUAUUCUAACAAUUAAUAAUAUUAUACGACUAUUCAAGCAUAAAUUAUAUGUACAUACGUGUGUAGCUUGUUAUUUACAUUUUAUACAAUUUUUAAUGACAUGCAUAAUGAAUUGUAUUUUAU